Messenger RNA from Microbotryum saponariae, 2375 nucleotides. The record is from the annotation of a GenBank genome assembly. Lineage: Eukaryota; Fungi; Basidiomycota; Microbotryomycetes; Microbotryales; Microbotryaceae.
AUGCGUUCCCAUUCAUUCUGUUUGGCAUUGCUGGUCGGGACAACGUUGGCCAAUCCUGGCGCACGUUACGACUCGUCUGCGGAGGCGAGCGCGGCACAGAGCCUCGCCGAGCAACCUUAUCUUGGAGUCGGCGACGAAGCGAUUCCAUCGACACCUUUCACGGGCGAGGAGUCGUUCUCGAAUGGGGUACCCCUGAAUGAUUUCGGAUCGGUCGGAAUGACCUGGGAAGACGGCAAUUCUUUCGAUCAAGACAGUUCUGCAGCGGCAGCGGAGGACGACUCGUUCGAGGACCGGUUUCUCCGAAGAGCUUUCAAGAAGCGAGCCGUUUCGUCCACCUCAUCCCAAGCUGCCACCACAUCGACGAACACAAAGAGUACAUCCACUUCGUCUUCGCAUCGACAGUCUGUGACCUCCUCAUCCAGCCACUCGUCCACAUCUUCCGCAAGCAAAAGCCGCAGCAGUAACAGCCAAGCAUCGUCCACCAGCCGAGGCGGGUCCAGCACGAGUCGCUCGUCUGCAACCUCAAGAACCUCGACGACUUCUUCACGCACCACUAAGACUACAAUAAAGACUACAACAAAGACUACAACAAAGACUACAACGAAGACUGCAACAAAGACUACUCCAACGACGAAAACGGCAAAUGUCAAGGCGAUGGCCACUAGUGAGCGAAGUUUCUGACCUUGGCUCGUGGAGGCAGGUGGAUUGAUCAGAGCUUCCCGCAAACUUUAGCUACCUGUGCAAGUAGGUAUGCGGGGUCCCAUACCACAAUUUCUGGAACAGGAACCUUGCCCAGGCCAACGACGUGGGUGAAGAGGAGUGGUCAACAGCUGACUUUGAACGGCAAAAACUUCCGUAUGGUCGGCCCCAACAUCUACUGUGAGUGCCAGCACCAUUUCUGGCCGCCCGGCAUACUGUACUGAACCGGACGACCCACUUCCUCAGGGCUUUGCAAUGACGAAAAUGUUGGCACCAAGGGCUACCCGACUGACAAGGGCCGAAUCCGAGAAGCGCUGGCGAUCGCCGUCGCGAUGGGCGCGAACUCGAUUCGUUUGACCACCUGCGGGGUCAGCGUCGGAUCGAGGUACUUGCUCGAACCUACGCGCGGUCGGUUCGACUCCAGUGCUUGGGACAUCCACGAUUAUGCUAUUUUCGCCGCUGGUCGUUACGGACUCCGAGUCGUACUUCCUCUUGUUGACAAGUUCAGUCAAGGUUUGACGCUCCGCAUCCCACCGAAUACUAGACAGUGCUGACGAACGGCGGCCCCUUGUAUAUCAGCUACGCCUACUAUCAUGGCGGCAAAUACACCUUUUUGAAGUGGUUCGGCGUCAGUGAAAGCAACUUCGGCGCGAAUUUCUACACCAAUAAACGCGUGGUCGACGAGUUCCGCAACUACGUCACGACCGUCAUGUCGCGCUACAACCCCUACACAAAGAAAGCGUACAAGGACGAUCCGACCAUCAUGGCUUGGGAAACGGGUGAGCCAUUCACCUUGAUAAACUGAACGCAUCGGUGUGCGGUCGAAAGAUCAUAUUGAUCACUGUCCCCUGUUUUCAUUGUCCGCAGGGAACGAGCUGGGAGGUUACAUUGGCAACGAUGGCUACCCACCCUACGGAUGGACCAACUCCAUCGCAGGCCUCAUCAAGAGUCUCUGCCCUAAAUCUCUCGUCAUCGACGGAACGGACGGGAUCUACAACUAUUCGACCAAGGCCGUCGCUCCGGGCGGAGGGUCCAAGUACGUCGACAUCAUCACCGAUCACGCAUACCCGCGCUCAUAUGCGCUCAUCAAGUCCGAAAUUCCAAUUGCGAAAAAGUACAACAAGAACCUCUUGAUCGGAGGUAAGUAGGAAGAACCAUUUUGGACCCCUGUAGAGCUCGAGUGAGGCGUUACGAACAAAAUGGGGCUCACACUGAUCCUCUCGAAUUUUCGAUCUGCCAGAAUUCGACUGGACGGGCAACAAAGGUGGCGACGAUCUCGCCGGGUACCUGAAGAACGUCCUCAGUCAAUACACGAUGGGCUUGAUGGUGUGGAGCGUCUUCGGACAUGAUGCCAGGUGCUGCAACUACGUCACGCACAACGACGGUUACUCGAUCUAUUACCCGAAUGGGAACAGUGCUGCCGAUCAAGCGAGGGUGUUGGCAGUUUCGCAGUUCGUAAGUCGGUCGGCUUGGCUUCAUACCGGAUGAUAAGGGAUGGCCGCUGAUCUAGAACUCCGUCCGGCUUUUGCUUGCGCAGUUUUAUCGGUAGGUCCGAGGAGGUGAAAGAAGCAGAGAAUUUGGUUCGUCGAGCUGAUCUCCUCGUCACGCACAGGGCAACGGGUCGGAGCGUUCCUCGUACCUUGGUUGGUGUGGCUUGUCCUCAGCCCGUGUUUUAG